GGCCAACCUCCUCUUUGAAGAGCCAAUGGAUCAUUCAAAAUCUUGCUAUCGUUUCCAUACUUCUCUGCUAAGCUGCUCUCGUAUGUCUUGGUCUUAUAUUCCAUGUAAUCUAGCCCCAAGACUCUUGCGGGAAUUCCAUAACAAUAUUCCGAUACAUCCUCGGCUCCGAUUGGAAUGAUUUGAACGAACACUGAACCAGGGCGUAAAAACAUUGCAUGCGUUAGUCCAGCACCAUGGACCCCAAUCAUUGCAUGGCUCGAGUUUACUAAUGCGAAUGCUUCUUUUAAGGAUGUUUUUCUUGUGAGUUCAAAUAAUAUUACCUGAAAUCCUGUAUUCUCUGCUAUCCUUUCUACUUCAGGCUCAUUCAGCAUUGCACGACCAACAGUCUUAUUGCGACUCAUUAGCACGAGGCGCGGCUUAGUUGUGACGUUGGGUCCCACACCAAUGUUCCUAUUGACGAUGCGAGGAACAAAGACUUGUUUGUUGUAUGCCGUGGCUAAUAGCGUGUGAAAGUCAACUAAGGUUUUUGAAGUUUGGAUUAGUUUUGGAUUAAUUGUCAUUAAACCAUGUUUGAUGAGACCGAUUGAGGCACCAGGAAAGCAAUGUGAGCUGUUGUCUUUGUCCGAAUCUAUGAUUUGGUGCUUGCUAAAACUCUGAAGUAAGCCCUUAUACUUCACCCACCAAUCUUUCAUUUGGGAGAUUACCAAAACAAAAUCUUGAUCGUAGAACACGGAAUUAGCGGUGAUGAAAAGCGGGAUGAACACAUCAUUGAAGUCAUGGAAAAAGUUUCCAGUGUCCUGCACUGAAUACAAAAGCUGGGGCAGUGUGGUGAACGGCACACGUUGAUGUGUUCAAUGGCCCUAAUUUGAGUCACUUCCCUGAUAUUGUACAUUGUGUAUCUUUCCGGUUUUCUUGCAUAUGGUCGGACCUUCUCAACUUUGUAACUUGGACUGUAAUUUGCCCCAUACCAGUCCAGACCAGACCAGACCAGACCAGACUUGGAUAGUUAUAAAAAUACAAAGAAAUCAGACCUUACCAGACCAGACCAGACCAGUUCAGACCAGAUCAGACCAGUUCAGACCAGACCAGAUCAGAUCAGAUCAGACCAGACCAGCAAAUUACAGUCCAAGUAAAAACAUCCUUAGGCCGUUGGGGUCAUUGACUAAGAAGGUUGACUCGGAUGACACAAAUAUCGUUGAUCCGGCAAAUGUCGUAUAAAUCUUGUGAUCUAUUGCAUGCCAUUUUACUCUUGUUUUUAGGCUCUUUCAAAGGCAGAUGAACUCGUCCGAUGUGCUUUCUACAUUCACAGGAAUAAUAAUAAUAAUUAUUGAGAGUGAUAUAUAUAAAUCAUCUAAAAGUUUCACAAUAAAUCAAUACUUCAAAAGCAU
Molecule: messenger RNA, 1388 nt
Organism: Cuscuta epithymum
Lineage: Eukaryota; Viridiplantae; Streptophyta; Magnoliopsida; Solanales; Convolvulaceae
Source: the annotation of a GenBank genome assembly